AUGCCGCGCAUGGCGGAUUAGAGGAGCCAGUUUCUGCUGCGGGGUCCGUGUGAGGAGGUGAACCGCGUCUUAUUCUGAGGGAAUAUAUGAGCUGCAUGAGCCUGAACCUCCGAGACAACCAUGAUGAGUAGUCCUCCAAGUCCUUCUCCAACCCGAUGGUUCAAAGCGCUGCGCAGGACCAGGCUGGGGGAACCUUGUUUAAAGACAUACCCUCUGGAGUGUGUGGAUCUACUGAGGAGGGCCAGAUUGGCAUUUCAGGCUGGACGCACCCUUAAAGAAAGCUUCAGACUGGUCCAGCUGGAGGCUGUGAUCCGGAUGCUGGAGGAACAUGAGUGUGACUUCGUGGAUGCUCUUGGAAGGGAUCUUCACAAGCCCCGAUUUGAAACAGUUGUGUUUGAACUCAUCAUGGUCAAGAAUGAGGUCCUUCACGCCAUCAGCAACCUUAAGAAGUGGAUGCAACCACAGUCUGUGGAAAAGAACCUGUCCACCACGAUGGACGAGUGUGUGGUGGUCAGUGAACCGCUGGGGGUGGUGUUCAUCAUAGGGAGCUGGUGCAGUCCUGUUCAGAUGUGUCUGGUGCCACUGGUCGGGGCCAUCGCGGCAGGAAACUGCGCACUUAUCAGCCCCUCUGAUUUCACUGUGCACACAGCAGAGCUACUGCAUCGCCUUAUUCCUUUCUACUUGGACAAUGAGUGCUUCCAUGUGAUUCUUGCAGGCAUCAGUGACUUGCCUGAGAUUGUGGAACUCAAAUUUGAUCAUGUUUUUUAUACAGGAAACAGAGAGGAAGGAAGUAAGAUUGCUGCAGUUGCAGCCCGCAUUCUCACGCCCAUCACCCUGAUUCUGGGAGGCAAGAACCCGUGUUACGUGGACCAGCACUGUGAUGUUGCCACCACCGUGCGGCGCAUUGCCUGGGCUCGUUUCCACAAUGCAGGCCAGAGCUUAUUGGCUCCCAGCUACAUUUUGUGCCACACAGAUGUGAAAGAACGGCUGGUGCAAGCCCUGAAGUGCUGUCUUAUGGAGUUCUUUGGUCCUGAUCCCCGAGAUUCCCGCAGCUUCGGCCGCAUGGUUAAUCUGGACAUUUUCAACCGUACGAGAGAUGUGUUGUGGAGAUCUGGCAAGGUGGUUGUUGGUGGGCAAGUGACAGAGGCAGAAAAGUAUAUUGCUCCGACAAUUGCGACAGAUGUGGCAGACUCAGACCCCAUCAUGCAGCAGGAGAUUUUUGGCCCAGUUCUGCCAAUACUGACUGUAAAUGAUGUGGAUGAGGCAAUUGCGUUUAUAAAUAAACAGGAUAAGCCCCUUUGUGUGUAUGCAUAUUCAACCAACAGCAAGGUAAUUUCGAGAGUCAUGAGUGAAACGUCUAGUGGAAGCUUUUGUGCAAAUGACUGCAUCCUGCAGAGUAUGAUGGUGGCUCUACCUUUCAGUGGAGUAGGUGCCUGUGGAAUGGGCUCCUUCCAAGGCCGCUACAGCUUUGAUACCUUCUCUCACAGAAAAGCAUGCCUGCUAAGAAGCUCACGUUUUGAGUGUGUCACCUAUCUGCGUUUUCCACCUUAUGAAGAGAGGAAUCUGUCUCUAAUGACAUGGGCCUGCACUCUGUCCCAGAAGAGUCAGGGCUGGUGCCAGAUCCUGUGACUGUGGUGUGGGAUUCUGAUGACAGGACCUCACUGGACCGGCCAGUCAUGGUCACUGGUCAGGAAAUGGCCUGAUAUGGAGGGGCACAUGGUAACUUAUGUGAGACACUACGUCAGAUGAUAUCCAAAGUUUUCUUUAACCUCAGUGUGGAAUCAACUAGUGACGAUUAGUUUAAAUGUCUAUGAAAAACAACCUUGUUUGAUGAGAAACAGUUUAAAAUCAAAUAAACAGAUACAAAUAUUUUAGAUGCACUGCUUUUAUCUUUGAUUUGACAUUGCCCACGGCAUUAAAAAGGAUAAACAUACAAGUGAUAUGUAUUUACAACAUGGCUGGAUAGUCUUUCAACAUUAUCCAAGAAAGAAACAAAUUAAGCUUUUGUCUUAAUCCUCGUAAGCAUGUGAUCAUUCAGAUCUGGUGUAGAUUGUUUCCUCUUUGUCUUCUUUCAUGGCUGCAUAUCUGGCAACUGUGAACAGGUAGUCGCUCAACCUGAGUGAAAAUAGACGAUGUUCUUCAGAAGUGUUGUUUUAAAAACAAACUGUUAUUGUGUGUAUCAUGCACAAGACUGACCUGUUGAGGAACCUGGCCACAUCUGGAUCUGCUUCCCCUGAGCGUACAAUUGGAGCAACACUGUAACAAGAAGUCCGAACUGUUUAGAAUAAAGUAACAAUGAAACAGGACACACAAAUUAUAUAAAAUACAGAGAAGAUGCAGAAACUGACCUGCGCUCUGCUCUCCGACAUACGGUCCGAGCUAAGUGCAGGGAUGCACUACUCUUCCCACCAGACUGGAAUAAAAAAAAAAAGAAAUAUGAAAUCUUAAGCUCUUAUGACAACAUGUAUAUAGAAGAACAAACGAUCUUACCGGUAAAAUGAAGUUGGUCAGUGGUGGGAGUUCCCCCGUGAAGUUAUCAAUCCACGUUUCCAGGUCUGCAAUUGGCUGACUAGUAAAUUUUGUUCUCUCUUGUGAAAACAGAAAAGAAAAAAAACCCAAAAGUCUUUUAGCACAAGAGAUGUAAAUAAAAAUAAUUAUUAUUGAUGUAGAACUGGUGCAUUUUCAUACUCAUAUGACUUUCUCUUGCAGAGGAUCGAGGAGUAGCAACAUUUGAGCCUAUGUCUUGUAGAACACACUGUAUCUGCAAUAUACAAAAGAGGCACGUCUUAUCACCUGCAAAUGUUCAUUGCCAAAGCUAGAGAGGGCUAGCAAAUGCAACAUGCAAAUCAAACCUUGUCCAGCUGAUAUGUGAAUGUGUGGCCUUUGUCAAGGCAAAACUCUCUGGCCAAUCUGUAACAAAAGUCACUUUCAGUCACAAAGUCUUACAAUCAGAGGAUGCAAAUUAUACAGGAUUAUUAAACAAUGCCUUCUAGUCUUCUCCCAACAGUUUUAUUAAAUGCACUCUAUCAAAGUAAUUUAUAAUCCCAACAGCUCAGCUGAACGAUACACUACCUUCUUUGAUAAAUUCAGCUGUCAUGGCACAAAAGUUACCCAACUCACACUUGAAGGCCAUUUUUAUUUAGGGAUUUUUAUUUGUUUAGCCUGUGCAGCACUUUGGUCAGCUGAGGUUGUUUUAAAUGUGCUUUAGAAAAUACAUUCGAAUGAAUCCACGAUUUUGCUCAUUGGUAAGGGCCUUUGUAUCCUUCCUGUAAAUGCCAAAGAUUUCGCUCCGGUUACUUAUGCAUUUUCUUUUAAAUAAAUCUUAAAUUAAAUAAAAUAAACUGCCCCUUUGUGAUAAUUGUAGGUUUAAAAAAAAUGUAUGCAGAGUGUAUACAUUUAAAAUUUCAAACUCAUUAUUGAGUUUAGAUUAUC
Cololabis saira (Pacific saury) is the source of this 3432-nucleotide messenger RNA. RefSeq names its product aldehyde dehydrogenase 3 family, member B2 (gene aldh3b4). The transcript has 10 exons. The record is from RefSeq and is a predicted model, not a curated record. Gene Ontology annotation, biological process: aldehyde metabolic process. Gene Ontology annotation, molecular function: aldehyde dehydrogenase (NAD+) activity. Gene Ontology annotation, cellular component: cytoplasm. NCBI's taxonomy places the organism in Eukaryota, Metazoa, Chordata, Actinopteri, Beloniformes, Belonidae. Bases 121 to 1629 code for a protein of 502 amino acids.